Myotis davidii is the source of this 6253-nucleotide messenger RNA. RefSeq names its product retinitis pigmentosa 1-like 1 (gene RP1L1). The record is from RefSeq and is a predicted model, not a curated record. The transcript is spliced from 4 exons. Gene Ontology annotation, biological process: axoneme assembly; retina development in camera-type eye; photoreceptor cell development. Gene Ontology annotation, cellular component: axoneme. The coding region runs from base 96 to 6020 and encodes 1974 amino acids. Lineage: Eukaryota; Metazoa; Chordata; Mammalia; Chiroptera; Vespertilionidae.
CUUUGUCUCGAACAGGAGAGAGGAAAUGACGAAUCUCUGGGCUACUCUCUGACUCUCUUCCUCUGAUCGAUUGCAGCUGCCUGGGGUUCCACGCCAUGAACAGCACCCCAAGGGAUGCCCAGGCCCCAAGCUACCGCGAGUGCCUCCUGCCUUCUGUGGCCCGGACCCCCUCUGUCACCCAGAUCACGCCAGCCAAGAAGAUAACUUUCCUCAAGCGAGGGGAUCCUCGGUUUUCCGGGGUUCACCUAGCUGUGCAUCAACGCACCUUCAAGAGCUUGGGCACGCUGAUGGAUGAGCUCUCCCAGCGCGUGCCCCUCUCCUUUGGGGUGCGCUCCGUCACCACGCCCCGAGGCCUGCAUGGCCUCAGCGCCCUGGAGCAGCUGGAGGAUGGUGGUUGCUACCUCUGCUCUGAUAGGAAGCCGCCCAAGGCCUCCAGUGGGCCAGGCCGGCCAUGGGAGAGAAGUCCCUCUGCUCAGCAGUCCCAGGAUGUCAAAGACCAGUGCGAGGGGCCAGGAACAUCCUCUUCCCAGAGAAAUCCCAAAACCCCAAGGAGGAUAAUGUUGGUUAAGAAUGGAGACCCUCGAUUCCAGCAGACAGUGGUCCUCAGUCACAGAGACACCAGGAGCCUGUCGGCCUUUCUCAGCAGAGCCACAGGCCUUCUGCACUUCCCCGUGAAGCAGGUGUACACGCCCAGUGGGGAAAAGGUGGGUUCUCUGAAGGCUCUGCUGCGCAGCCCCUCGGUGCUGGUGUGUGCCGGCCAUGAGCCCUUCAGACCUCCGGAAGCUGCCAAAAGAAGUGGGACUGGAACUUCAUCGGGGCAGACGUCAAGGAACAAACAUGGGAGCUGGGGCCCCAAGGCCAAGCCAAGCAUGACCCACUCGAGGUCCAGGCCGGGAAGCAGGCCACAGCGGUCUUCCUUGCUGUUGGAGGGGGCUGGUCUCGGCGACCCCCUGGUGUCCCCGCAUCACACCAGGGUGGGCCCUGCUCCCGACGGGCACCCUCAGGACAUGCCUGCCCAGCUGGGUCCGUUGGUGGCCCGUGAUGGCAUGGAGAAGAAGGUGCACUUGAACGAGGAUGGCAGCCUGUCUGUGGAGAUGAAAGUCCGCUUCCACCUACUUGGCAAUGACAUGCUCCUGUGGGCCCGGAGGGCCGGGAGGGCCAGUGGGCCGGGCCCUGUCCCCAGGGAGGCAGACCCCCUCCACUGUGUGUGGGAGGGCCACCCUGGGGGCUCCUCGGAGCCUGGAACAGAGGGGCUGGGGACCCGAGAGGCAGGAUGCACAGAAGCCUGUGAGCAAAGCCAGUGGCAGCCAGGGUCUGGAUAUGAGAUCUGGACAAACCCCCUGUACACUGCCCAGAGAGAGGGGACGGCCUCCUGGGGGAGGUCCCGGCUGGCCCAGCACUCCCCCUGCAGGGGCCCCUGGAGCCGAGGGGUGGCCGGCAGGAAAAGAAGCAGCCAGGACAGCAGCAGCCCUGCCUCCAGUGACAGAGCCCCCGAAGGCUCUGAGCCAAACUCCUGCUGCUCCAGGUCCCCAGAGGGCAGCAUGGGCAGCUGUGCACUGCACCUGGCCUCCGGGGCUGCCUCCCAGAGAGGAUCAGGGUGGGAAGCUGGUGGCACACCCCAGGCUGCUGAGGGCCUGGGUCCAGAGGGAGCAGGGCCGGGAAGCAGGGGCCACCGCUGCCUGGAACCCAGAGCCCAAGGCGCAGCAGGUGCUUUUUCUGACGCCUCAGCGAGUGCCGGGGCUCAGGAGGAGUCCAGUGAAAGGGGUGAGCGGCACCAGGGCCACGCCAGCCGGACCAGGCUGGUGACUUCCCCAUGGAAGGCCACCCCCGGGGCAGGACCCUGUUCCUCUACUGCGAAUCCCUCGUCUUUGAGGAACGAGGACCCCCGGGCGGAGGGGAGUGAACAGGACACUGGACCCCCGCAGCCCAGGGGUGGGUCUGGGAGGAGACUGCCCCUGGCUUCCAGCCGUGAGGGCUCUGGGGACACUGCAGAAGGCUGUUCCCCAGCCUCCACCUGCGCCUCAGCCACAGGCAGGAGAAGAGAGCAGGAGAGCAGAGCCAGUGCCGUGUCCUCACCCAGCAUUUCUGGCCUUGGCCGAGGGGCCCAGGGAGGCCGCCCCAGGCAGCUCCACAGCCGGAGGCACACCCACUGCCCGCUCAACUCACUUGUGUUCAGGCCAAUGCUGGGCCCCCCCAGCACAGGCAGGCUCUGCCCAGCCCACCCAGCACCACGCUUUUCUGGAAGCUCCUCUAGCGCCAGGAACCCGGCCUCCCGGGACCCAGGGCCACCCUCCUUGGCCUCCCCUAACUCCCAGGACACACGAGAGGUCAGCAGUGUCCCCGUUACUCCUGUGAGCAGUUCGGACUGUGCUUCCAAUUUCUACCCCCCAUUCUCUCCCUCUGCCGAGACCGAGUUCAGGUCACACUCACUCUCCACCACAUCCGACCCUCUCAGCUCCCCAGGAGGUGGCCUGGGAGGAAAGACAGGGGGCGGCCCCAGGGCUUCCUGGCCCUUGAGCCUGGCAGUUGGACCGUAUGAGGGGGGCAAGCCAGGAGCCCACCGAGGGGGCUGCGGCUCACAGAUGGGCACACCCCGGGCCUGCAGGGCCCCUGGUGGUGAGACGCAGGCCUUGCUGGUCCCCCAGCCUCAGGGCAGCCAGGGGCCCCUCUCUGAGCCCUGCUUGGUGUGCAGCGGAUACUGUCCCACUCCGCCCAGGGCAAGGCCCCCUGUCAGGAAACACCCUUCGUCCAGCAGCAACAGAGACCACAGUGCUCACUGGGCGCCAGGGGCCGCCGAGGAAGGGGAGGAACCACUAGAUGUGCAGCGCCCAGGUCCCCCCAGAUCUCAGUCAGGGGGCAGGGGGACAGCAGUCAGAGCAGUGAGAAGGGGCAGCCCCAGCCCAGGUCCCCAGCCUGGGAGAAGGUUCCAGGCGCAGGUCGCCGGUGGAGGGGAAGGCCUGGAAGAACAAGAGGACAGUGGUCGCGUGACGCCGGGUGCUCUGCCCCGGGCCUCGCCAGAAGCCGUGGUCCGUGGAUGGCUGAGCAACAUCCCGGAGGAGCCCGUGCCCCUGAGCUAUGAGAUGGUAGAUGACAGCAUGGAGGUGGCUGGGGACGGCCUGGAAGGCCCCACGGAGGACCCUGCUGACACACAUCCCCCAGAAGGCCUGGAGCAGCCCAUUCAGGCCAGACGACCGUCCCUGGAAGGGGCCGCCAGCGAGAAGGCAGACCCAGAGGGAGCCCUCCCGGUGACUGGUGACGCUGGUCCCCAGCCAGGAGAGGGUCCUCCUCCCAGCAGGGCUGCAGAGGCCCCCGAGGAGGCUGGAGCAGGUGAAGGGGCCGCAGGGGACUGUGGUGGGGGCCAGUGUGUGCUUCCCCGCAGGGUCUCUGUCUCCAUUCAGAUCAUGAAGGCGCUGAUGGGCUCCAAGCAGGGCCGGCCCAGCAGCCUGCCCGAAGUGUCCGGCCCGGAGGGCAGGAGGCUCGGCCGCUCGGCCCGGGCCCUCAUCACCUGCCUCGCCAGGCUCCACUUCUUCAAUGAAGACCAUGGGUCUUCCACCGGCAAGGCGAGGUGCACAGACUCCUCUCGGUACCAGGGGCUCUUGAGCACCUUGCAGGCCUCGUGGCCCGGGUGUGGCCUCGGCUGUUCCACCAGUCCAGCACCCACUACCACAGAUCUUAUAAAAUGCAACAUCAAUCGCGAGCCAGACUCGGGCCCCUGGGGGUGUGGCCGGAGCCAGGCUCUGUCGGGCCUCAGGCCCCACGCUGUGACUGAGGCCUUCACGCCAACGUCCUCAUCCGGCGUGGAUGUCGGGAGCGGUUCUGGAGGUUCGGGGGAGGGCAGUGGACCCUGUGCCGUGGACUGUGCCCUGGUCUCUGAAAGGGGAGAGCUGCCCUCGGAAAUCCCCUACCAGAGGCCUGACUCCAGAACCACAGAGAACCCAGAAGAACCGGGAAAUCAUGAGUCGAUUGGUUCCAUGGCCUCUUCAAGUUCCCAAGCGUGGGCUGGUGCCACCAGGAGGGACGAGGCAGGAGGAAGCUGCGGGGAGCAGGCGCGGGGCAGGGACCUGGACCAAGUAGUUGAAAACAGGAUGCAAGGAGAGGUGGUGCAGUUAGAGAAAACGCAAGAAGAAAAAGAAAGAGCAGAACUGCACGGAGAGGGUGUCCGUGGAUUUCCAGAAGAGGAAAGAACCACAGGACAAGACUCAACAGGGGCUGGCUCUCAGGAUGGGGCAGGUGCCCGGGAAGAUGAGAACGUGCGGGAAGAGGAAGCAGGAGAGCCUCCCUCCGCCGCACUGCACCCCGCAGGGAGGAGAGAGAAGACCCUUGGCGGCCUCACUGAGAGAGACUCAAAGGCCAGUGGGAGUCAAAGCAGCCCCAAUGCUGAGCCUGGUUUGGAGACGUUGCCCAGAACAACUGACUCAGACCCUGAGCAAACCCAGGCCAAGUCCACCCAGGGGGCUGCAGAGCAGGGCACUUUUGUGGCUCACAGAGUGUCUCCGGACCCUGACCCCCUCUGGGUGUCCAGGCUGCUGAGGAAGAUGGAGAAGGCCUUCUUGGCCCACCUGGCCAGCGCCAUGGCUGAGCUCCGAGCCCGCUGGAGCCUGCAGAACAACGACCUGCUGGACCUGAUGGUGGCUGAGCUGCAGCAGGACGUGAGCCAGCGGCUCCAAGGCAGCACCGCAAAGGAGCUCCGAAAGAUCCAGAGCCGGGCGGGGAGGAAGGCCCCGAGGCCUCCCAGGGUAGCCCUCAGGUGGGAGACGUCCCUGCAGACAGAGCAGCGCAGGAGUCGCCUCCAGGGCCUGCGCAACCUCUUGGCCUUCUCUGCGCAGACCCGGGCCCCAGGCACCCCCUCCCUCUCCUUGGACGAUGUGCCAAACCUCAGUGGAGCCCUGGGGACCCGGCUGGGUGGGGAGGCCGGCGGGGAGGAGUUCUGUCCCUGCGAAACCUGUGUAAGGAAGACAGUGACUCCCGUGUCCCCGAAGGACAUGAUGGUCAUAGCCAGGGCACCCAUUAAAAAGGCCUUUGACCUGCAGCUAAUUCUGCAGAAGAAAAAAGUAGGAUGUGCUAAUGGGGAGAUAGGAGGGAUGGCCCCUGAGAAGACAGGUAUGGAGGUGCUUCAGAGAGACCCCUCAGGGACAGGGACUGCCCAGGGAGCUGAUGGAGGCCUGGAGCUGGGGUUAGGCCGGGGCCCUGGGACACAGGAGGGGGAUGAGGAUGUGGGCAGAGGUGAAGGUGCAGGAGGAGGAGAAGAGGAGGAGGCCACUCAGAAGAGAGGAGGGAACACAGACCCCUGUGGAGGCCACCCCUCGGAGGCAGUGGGGUGGGAGGAACAGGGCGCAGGUGACCAGGGAGUGAUCAGAAAGGGGGGCUCCGGGGCGGAGCUCAGUGUGCAGAACGAAGCCUGGGGAGGCGCUGACCCAAGUCCAGGAAGACAGAAUGACACCAGAGGGGUCCGGGAUGUGGAAGGAGAGGGCCAGCCCGAGUCGGGAAGAGGAAAUCUAGGCGAGAAGGAAGGGAGUCCACAGGCUGGCCCCAGGCAGGGCCAGUCAGGUGAGGCUUCUGGACAUAGCAGUCCAGACCAAGAUGGGGGGCCCACACCACCCUCUGCCUCAGGUGGAGAAACCCCAGGCCACAGGUCAGGCCGGAAAACAGGCCUCUCCUCAUCCAGAACAUCAUCUCUGGGAAACUGCUCUCAGCUCUCCCAGAAGGGCUCUGAGGAGGGGUCUUCAAAUGGAGACAUGAGCACGUUUGGAGAUGAGCCCAAGGGAGUCCUGGGCUCUGAGAGAAACGGCACAGGUGUGUCUCCGGAAAGCUCCACUUCUGCACGAGAAGGGCCCUCCUCGGGCUCUGGUACUCCAGAGCGAGGGACAGAUGAGGGUCUGACUCCAGAGCCCAGAGCAGUCCAAGGCUCUGACUUAGGAGCUGAGACGAGAGUUAAAAGUUUCCCUGGGACAGAAAUUAGGUUUGGCAACCUCACCAUGGACGGGGCCCAUGGCUUUGGCCACGACGACUUAGAUUUCUAGAUAUCCAGCGGUGAGGUGCCCAUGAGUCGGCAGCUCUGCUUUUAUUCGUGUAUUGACUACAAACCUGAGCAUGGCUCAGCCCCCUGGAGAUGUACAAAGAGCAUGGGGGAAAGAUCAAGGACGUACCAAGGGCACAGCCGCACCAUGCUGUCCUGGGUUCUAAAUUCUGGAGCUUCAGUGGGCCUGCUGACCCUCCCAGGCACUGUGUGAAGGUUAUCUCAGCUCCGCCCUGU